UUUGAAAUCUUAAAUUGUUAUUUUUGUUUGCAAAACAAAACCAAACCCUCUCUAACAAUGAAAGUCUUGGUCUUAGUGCUUGUUCUGGCUACCAUCGCCAUGGUUAGCGCCCAGUAUUAUUACGGAAGUCCUUAUGCGGGCUAUGGUGCUUCUCCCUACUAUUCGGCCGGUUAUGCUUCAGUGCCAGCCUAUACGCAUGGUGGUUAUUAUGGAAAUGUUGCUUCUUAUGGAUAUCCCGGAGGUUAUGGUUACUCUACUUUUUACAAGAAAUAACUGAUUUGACGGAC
This is a messenger RNA of Oppiella nova, 287 nucleotides long. The record is from the annotation of a GenBank genome assembly. NCBI's taxonomy places the organism in Eukaryota, Metazoa, Arthropoda, Arachnida, Sarcoptiformes, Oppiidae.